This is a messenger RNA of Diversispora eburnea, 480 nucleotides long. NCBI's taxonomy places the organism in Eukaryota, Fungi, Glomeromycota, Glomeromycetes, Diversisporales, Diversisporaceae. The record is from the annotation of a GenBank genome assembly.
AUGUCUACAAAAACUCAAAAGAAAAAUAUUUCAGAAAGCUCAAAUACCAGUAAAAACAACCAUAUCAGUAACAAUACCAAUGAUAAUCACGACUGGCAACAAGUUAAAAAUAGAAAAGGCAGACAAAAAGUAAAUAAAGAUGGUGAAAACAAACAAGCUGAAGACUUAACAAUUGAAAAGGACAGAGAAUUCAUCAUCUCAUAUGAAGACAUUAAUGAAUAUCAACACAGAUGGUAUAAAGCCUUGGGAAUGAAGAAUGUAGAUAAAAUUCUUGAAAACUGGAACAUUCUUAUUGGAGAUGACUUAUUAAGAGUUAUACCGCUUGAUUUUACAACUGAAAAACUUAAAUCACAUAGUCAAUUUACUGCUAAAAUAAUUGGUCCGCCAAUUAUAGGACAAAAACAUAUAGACAUAAGGGAGAGGCAAUCUUCUUCUUUAUCUUCCAAGAAGCAAGAGACACAACUCUUAACAAAACUUAAA